GUGGUGAGUGGGCAGAUGGACGCCGGAGAAAAGAACAGCCAAGUGCCCUGUGAAGAGACACAACCAUCAGAAGAGAGAAUCGAUACAGAAACUUAAAUGAUGUACCUCUGUUUGAUAACUACAAGGAAACUGAAACUCAGAUUUCUGGGUUCCUACAUCUACCGUCAGAGAUGAGUCAUUUAUGAUACAAGCUGCAGAAGCUACAAAGUGGAGCGGGGGAGCCAGUAGUAAGUUAUUUUGAGGGCUGACAGAACUUUUGGUGGCUGGCUGAGUGGGGUCCUGUCUGAGAAGAUAGAAAGCGAGAGCACACUGAUUGGGUCUCCACGAAAUCUGAGUGCCUGCUGACCAUGGAGGACCAUGUCCAAAAGGAUCAGAUCAUCGCCAUGGACUGUGAGAUGGUAGGAGUGGGGCCUCUUCAGGAAAGCGGUCUGGCUCGGUGCAGUCUCGUGGACUAUCAUGGCAUGGUGGUGUAUGACAAAUACAUCAGGCCAGAAGGGGAGAUCACAGACUAUCGUUCCAGCGUCAGUGGGAUACUACCGACUCACAUGCUGAAAGCAGAACCUUUUUCGAGUGCCAGGAAAGAGAUUUUGGAACACCUUCGAGGCAAGCUGGUGGUAGGCCAUGACCUCCGGUAUGACUUUAAGGCACUGAAGGAAGACAUUACAGAUUAUGACAUCUAUGAUACUUCCCAGGACAGGAUGCUUUGGGAAGCAGGAGGCCUAGGGGGUUGCCGUCGGGUGGCCCUCAAGGUUCUGUGUGAGAGGAUCCUCAAGAAAAGAAUUCAGAACAGCAUGCAUGGACACUCCUCUGUGGAAGAUGCUAGAGCUACUAUGGAACUCUAUAAAGUAUCCAGGAAACUAAGGGAGAACUAACUGGGGGGAUGAAGGGGAGGAUAGUUCUCAACACAGCUACCCUGAAGUUCAAAGGUCAAUCUCAAGAGGACACAUGGAAGCCACAAACCUCCAGAGAAACCUUCUUCACUUUAGAAACAAGAUCUCCCAAAGCCUUUACUUUCUUGCUUGUAUUAUGAUAAUAAAAUGGAUCUCUAUUUUCUCUA
Messenger RNA from Dromiciops gliroides (monito del monte), 1057 nucleotides. It is a transcript of the gene ISG20, whose product is annotated as interferon stimulated exonuclease gene 20. Gene Ontology annotation, biological process: negative regulation of viral genome replication; DNA catabolic process; defense response to virus. The transcript has 4 exons. Gene Ontology annotation, cellular component: nucleus. Gene Ontology annotation, molecular function: exonuclease activity; nucleic acid binding. The record is from RefSeq and is a predicted model, not a curated record. The coding region runs from base 348 to 872 and encodes 174 amino acids. Lineage: Eukaryota; Metazoa; Chordata; Mammalia; Microbiotheria; Microbiotheriidae.